Molecule: messenger RNA, 7919 nt
Organism: Anguilla rostrata (American eel)
Lineage: Eukaryota; Metazoa; Chordata; Actinopteri; Anguilliformes; Anguillidae
Gene: wdr11
Product: WD repeat domain 11
Cellular component (GO): cytoplasm
Molecular function (GO): protein binding
Source: RefSeq, a predicted model, not a curated record
CUACACGUGCAGAAGGGCUGCACUCGCUGGAUGCAACGCUUCUUCCUGUUUACGGUGGUCAUAGCCGUCAAAUAAACCAGUUUGUUGAUAACAAUAUCGGUUUGAUUUCCACUUUUCAUGUAGCUAAUUUCACUGAUUCACAGUGAUCAUGAUUCCUUACACUGUGAAUAUCAAGCUUGCCGCACGGACGUUGACUGGCACACUCAAUUUACAAAACAAAACCGCUGUAGAUUGGGGUUGGCAGGGGCUCAUCGCUCAGGGCUGCCACUCCAGCAUCCUCAUCAUCGAUCCCAAGACCGCUCAGACCAUCCAGGUUCUCGAGAGGCACAAAGCCAACGUCGUCAAGGUGAAAUGGUCGAGAGAGAACUACCACCACAGCCUGAGCGCCCCCUACUCCCUGAGGCUGGCCUCGGCCGACGCCGCCGGCAAGAUCAUCGUUUGGGACGUGGUGAGCGGGACGGCCCACUGCGAGAUCCAGGAGCACGCCAAGCCCAUUCAGGACAUGGAUUGGCUAUGGACGCAGGACGCGUCACGUGACCUCCUCCUGGCCGUCCACCCGCCCAACUACAUCGUUCUGUGGAAUGGUGACACAGGGACCAAGCUGUGGAAGAAGAGCUAUGCUGAAAACAUCCUGUCUUUCUCCUUCGACCCCUUUGACCCCUGCAACCUCGCGUUGCUGACCAGCGAGGGCAUCGUCUUUAUCACAGACUUCUCUCACUCCAAGCCUCCGGGCAGUGGGGGUAAGAAGGUCUACAUCGCCAGCCCCCACGCUAGCCCCGCCCACAAUAAACCCGCCGCCCCCACCGGCGCCAAGAAAGCUUUGAACAAGGUCAAGGUGCUCAUCACCAACGAAAAGCCCAGCGCUGAGGCGGUGACGCUGAACGACUGCCUGCAGCUGUCCUACCUGCCCUCCAAGCGCAACCACAUGCUGCUGCUGUACCCGCGGGAGAUCCUCAUCCUGGACCUGGAGCUCAGCCAGACCGUGGGCGUGGUCGCCAUCGAGCGCUCCGGCGUCCCCUUCAUCCAGGUGGUCCCGUGCGCUCAGAGGGAUGCUCUGUUCUGUCUCCAUGAGAACGGCUGCGUCACCCUGCGGCUGUGCCGCUCCGCCUCCGCCUCCGCCGACGAAUCAGAUCCGGAGCAGAGCGCGCAGGAGCUGGUGUACGACCUGCGCUCGCAGUGCGACGCCAUCCGCGUCACCAAGACCGUGCGCCCGUACCGCGUGGUCGUCUGCCCCGUCAAUGAGAACAGCGCCGCCCUGGUGGUCAGCGACGGCAGGGUCAUGCUGUGGGAGCUCAAGGCCCAUGUUAUCAAGCCCACCGUCAAUCCCAGUUCUGGGCUGUCUCCUCUCUACUCCCCAGGCUUUCGUGGCUGCUCCUUUGCGGUGCUGUGCUGGGCGCGGUCCCUCAGCCCCUCAGCAGCGCUUAAUCUGCUGUCUGUGGCUCAGGGCCGUUUGAAUGAGUCUCUCUCUUCUGUUCACCUUUCUCCGAAAGGUCAGAGUUUGGUUUCUGGAAGCGAACCCCCUUCCCUUCCGGCGCAGCAGGAGGUGCAGCUGAAGUUCCUCCUGACGGGACUCCUCUCGGGGUUACCCCUGCCCCCCUUCGCCCUGCGCAUGUGCCCCCCGCUGACCACCAAGAACAUCAACCACUAUCAGCCCCUGCUGGCCGUGGGUACGAGCACCGGGUCUGUCCUCGUCUACAACCUGACCGGCGGCCUCCUGCACAAGGAGCUGAGCGUCCACUCCUGCGAAGUCAGGGGUAUCGAAUGGAUCAGUCUCACCAGUUUCCUGUCCUUCGCCACGUCCGCCCCCAACAACCUGGGCCUGGUGAGGAACGAGCUCCAGCACGUUGACCUGCCCACAGGCAGGUGCUUUGCAUUUCGGGGCGAGCGAGGGAAUGAUGAACCGCCAAUCGAGAUGAUUAAAGUAUCCCAUCUGAAGCAGUACCUGGUGGUGGUGUUCAGAGACAAGCCGCUGGAGCUGUGGGACGUGAGGACGGGAACCCUGCUGAGGGAGAUGGCGAAGAACUUCCCCACCGUGACUGCGCUGGAAUGGUCUCCCUCCCAUAACCUAAUUGAAGAAAAGCAGCUGUGCUGGGCCAUGGCCGCACGUGUCGAGUCGACAAGCAGCGUGGAGUCCUCGUCAUCAGUCAUGCUGCAGGACGCGGAGAGCAAGGCCGAGCACAGCCAGGGCAUUUCCGCGCGGGAGCACUUCGUCUUCACCGACACCGACGGGCAGGUCUACCACAUCACCGUGGAGGGGAACACGGUCAAGGACGGGGCGCGGAUUCCCCCCGACGGCAGUAUGGGUAGUAUCGCUUGCAUCGCCUGGAAGGGCGACACGCUGGUCCUGGGGGACGUGGACGGGAACCUCAACUUCUGGGACCUGAAGGCCCGUCUGUCCCGGUGAGUCCCCUGGCGCAGCUGUGUGUCUUUAGGGAGGCUGUGUGGAGCAUCCCACCCGGGGCUGGGUGAAGACAGCUGCGCUGCUCUGGGACGGGCGUCCACGCCGAGCUGCUGGUUGUGCCACAGCCUGGAGGGAGCGUGUGGGACACCGGAAGAUUGGUGCAGCGCGCCUGAGCGGCUCUCACCGGGGCCGCAGCUGGACACCAAAGAGCCUGGACACCAAAGAGUGUUCCUCACCCGGGCCUGCAGCCUGGACACCAAAGAGGUCCAGAUGGUGAGCAGCCUCAGGAUGGGUCGGAACGUGACCCACCGCAUCCUGGACAUCGACUGGUGCACCUCGGACAAGGUGGUGCUGGCGUCGGACGACGGCUGCAUCCGGGUCCUGGAGAUGGCCAUGAAGUCGGCCAGCUACAGGAUGGACGAGCAGGACCUGAACGAGCCGGUGUGGUGCCCGUACCUCCUGCCCCCCCGUGCCUCCCUCACUCUGAAGGCCUUCCUCCUGCUGCAGCCCUGGGCCGGCUCCUUCACCAUGGACAUCACCCAGAUCGAUUACGCGGAGAAGGACGAAAUUAAGGGCCUCAUCCAGGAGCAGCUGAACUCCCUCUCCAAUGACAUCAGGGGCAUCCUGCAGGACCCUGAGCUGAACCAGCUGCAGCGCUGCCUGCUGGUGUCGCGGCUGUUUGGAGACGAGUCGGACCUGCAGUUCUGGACGGUGGCGGCGCACUACCUGCAGUCCUUCUCUCAGGCCAGGCAGCUGAGCGUGCCCGUCCCUGAGGGCCCGGAGGAGGCGGAGCCUGCCCAGGGGCUGCCAACCUCUCACCUGGACAUCUGCCACGACACGCUGUGUGAGAGCGCCUACUUCCAGCGCUUUCAGCUGGAAAGAGUUCACCUGCAAGAAGUGAAGCGGUCCAGCUAUGAGCACACCAAGAAGUGUGCUGACCAGCUCCUCCUGCUGGGACAGACUGACCGGGCAGUACAGCUGCUGUUGGAGACCAGCGCAGACAACCCCAGCUACUACUGUGACUCUCUCAAAGCCUGCCUGGUCACCACCAUCACCUCCUCUGGGCCCUCCCAGAGCACCAUCAAACUGGUGGCCACCAACAUGAUUGCCAAUGGCAAGCUGGCAGAGGGUGUGCAGUUGCUCUGUUUGAUUGACAAAGCCGCCGACGCCUGCCGUUACCUGCAGACCUAUGGGGAGUGGAAUCGCGCCGCCUGGUUGGCUAAGGUGCGGCUGACCCCAGCAGAGGGCUCAGACGUGCUGAAGCGCUGGGCGGAGCACCUGUGCUCCUCGCAGGUCAAUCAGAAGUCCAAGGCCAUCCUGGUGCUGCUGUCCCUCGGCUGCUUCCUCAGAGUGGGGGAGAUGCUGCACAGCAUGCGCUACUUCGACCGGGCGGCGCUGUUCAUCGAGGCCUGUCUGAAGUACGGAGUGAUGGAGGCCAACGACAGCACCAAUAAGCUGAUAGGCGCUGCGUUUGCGGACUACGCCCAGCUGCUGCGCUCCAUGGGCCUGACGGAGGCGGCGGCGCUGUGGGCCUCGCGGGCGGGGGGCGCGGGCGAGGACCUGCUGGAGGAGCUCUUCCAGGGCGCUGAAGCCGGGGAGGGGGGCCCGGGCACCCAGGAGGACCUGGAGGACGAGGGGACGGCUCCUUCCCCAGAGUGAGCCCAGGAGCAGGGGGGAGACGAGGGAGCGGGAGGAGAGGCGUAGUGAUGGACUGAUGGGGGGUGAAACAGAAGAUAUAGGUUUGAUAAAUGAAGAGAAAAGUGAAGAAUAAUGAACGGGGAGGAAUGAAGGAGGAAUGAAGAGAGAUGGGUGGUUCAGUGUGGACGCUCCUUCCCUGCCCACUUCCUGUUUGGCUCUUUGACCCCCAUGCUCCUGCUGUCUGUCUCUCCCCCUCUCACUCUCCUCUUCUCUUAUGACCCCCAAAACUCUGAAAUGAACUUCACUGGUAAAGACGACUGAAAGAUCGGGAUCAAGCAUGGCCUCUCCUGCUCAGACGCUGAAAAACUGUCCUGGUUUAUACGUGCUUGUCUAUUCGCUGUGUGUAGCGGUGCGUGUUGGCUGUUUUCUCUGUUAGAUGUUAGGUUAAAAUGCUCUCUCUCUCACACAAAUACAUCUGCACGCGCGCACACACCUCUUAUCUCAUGAUAAUUAUUUUUCAAAUACGAUUUUCUUGCCCCUCUUUUUUGUAUGUUACUUUUGACUUUUUUAUGACCUGAACACAGAAGUGUAGAAGCGUUGAAGGAUGGUUCUUUUAGCGCUGCGCAUACUGCUCUCCGUUCUUUCAGGAAAAGCGCCCCAACCCUCUGGAGUCUCGUAAACCCUGUAAGAAAAACGAACCUUGGCUUAUUAUGUCCUUCAAAUGUUUUUUUUGAAUGUCUGGAUUUGGCGGCUAAUUCCCUGAAGUGGGGUUGCUGCUGGGGAGGGCUGCUAAGUCAGGCUGUUAUUGAGCUGACGGUGUGUGGAAGAACAGCCUUCAUUACCUCCCUUUCCCCUGGUGCGGUGUUUCCGUUUGGCUUCGCUGAGUUCUUUGGGUCCUGAUCUUUUUUUGUUUAUCAGACUGAUCACCUCUGUUGUUUGUGGGUUUAUUUCUGUCCUGUAAUGCAUAGAAGCGACAGAAUUACAUUCCGGGAAUGUUAUUUGCACUUUCUUCAACCAAAAACUUUCCUUUUUAUCCCAAAGUUUCUUCAUAGUGUGGAUCAUUUAAAAUGAAUAGGAGCAAACCAAAUUGAAGGAUAAAUAAUUUAACUUGGACUCCAGAGUUUUAAGACCCUACAGGGAGCGUAUAAAUGUAAAACCUGUCAGAAUGGUUCCCGUGGACACAGAGUAGCGAGGCUGCUGUUGGGCCCAGCAGUGGAGUGCACAAGUUUGCCACCUAGAGGGCACAGCCGGGCAUUGCGGACCUUUUUCCCGGGUCGAGCAGAGCAGAGUGUCGGCUAUGGCUUCUAAGAGCUCUCUACGAGCGACUCAGAAGGCCGACUGCGGGAGAACCACGGCCGUGUUUAAACUUUAAAUUCUGAGCGACGCUGAAAGGAUCAGAUAAGAUGUCUGCUUUAAGCCAGAGAUGAAGGCCGAGACAGUCCUCAGACGUCUUAGCGGGCACGCAGAUGGGAAAUUAGACUGGAUCAAACGGAGCUGCGCACUGUCUCGACAGGGAAAGUUUCUUGGCAAAUAUUGAUGAAACUUUAUGCAUCUUUGUAGAGGGCAUAUGAUGGAUGGUGUAUUUUUUGUUUAAAUUGAGUCCUGUAUGGAAAAAAAAAAAUCUAUUUUCCCUUAAAUGCUUAGAUGUAUGAAGAUCUCAUAUAUGUGCUAAUAUACAAUUGUUCUUGCAAGCAUUUGGUACAAUCCUGAGGGCUAUGUUAUGCUUUUCUCUGUAUUUUAUGUUCCAUGCAUUGGUUAAUCACUGGGACAUUGAACCUUGUGCAAUUUUGAUUACAGAAAUCUGUGUUCUUUAAAGCUUUCAGUGGAAUGGACUGACUGAAUUUGGUAGGGAGAGGCCAUUGACAUUUUACCAUGCAGUCUUCUUGAUUGCCGAUUAUUUCAUUGGAUGAUACCUGGUCAUGUGGUAUGUACCUGAAUCCGGUGUUUUGUAAUUGAAAAGGCAUCUGCAUUAAAGACAGGCACGAUCUGAGCCUUUUCAGAGAUUUGCAUUGUAUUCAAACUCAGAGACUGUGGAGGGUUACAGUGUCUCUAGUUCUGAUUAUUCCAGCAUCCUUUGGUCACACAGUGAGAAAGUAAGAGAGCUUUAAUGUAGGCACCCAGCAGGAGAUGUCUUCUAGAGACGGAGCAGCGAGAGAGAGCUCAGCUGUUGCAUUCUGGGGUUUUGGCAAUAUGGCAUUUGUUUUUCUUAGUAAUGGAAAUUGACUGAUGGCUUUUAGAAGGUGCUAAUGUCUGUGGGUGGGCAGUGAGUUCUGCUUCCCAGCAGGGGGCAGUGUUGGUUGCAGGGGAGUGUUGACCAACCCCCCGCACAGCUUCCUAAAAGUGCUCUAUCUGACUAAUGUUUUUAUUUUCUAACAUUGGGUUUUUCAAGGAUUUAAUACGUUCUUAUUGCUUAAUUAUUUUUUCUACUUUAACUUUGGAUUGUUUUAUCUAUUUUCUAACAUACCUGUAUUUUAAUGAAAACCUUUAUUUUUGUUGUGUGCUUUGUGGCUCUUUAACAGAGUCAACAGACUGACCUCUUUGUCUUUCAGUAAAAUGUGGCGAAUCGGUCCAAAACCUUACUCAGUAUAUGUGAAUGUUUAAAUCAAUAUUAAUCCAUGACAUUAGUAGGUGAAUUAUAACUUGUUUAUUCCCUGGCCAGAAUCAAUCAUAUCUUUGACCACCAGUCAACUACAGCAGCAACAAAGUACUAGAUUUGUGUAAAAUUCCUGGGUGUUUAACAUGGGUAUCUUUGCUUAAAUGGAAAAUUAUGACAGCAGUGGUACCAGUACCAGCUAUGUAAUAGACUUUUUGAGUUUUUUUUUUUUGCUUGAACAUAUCAGGCUGGAUUUUUUUUUCUGUGUGUGUGUGUGAAAAAUGAUUACUCUUAUUAUUUCUUUAAUAUUUUCAAUGUUGCACUUUUCCAGUUUAUGAUGUGAGCAAUUAAUGUGAUUUGUUGUAGUGUGGUCGUGUACUGGGACUACCACAGCAGAAUUAUAAUGAAGUACUGUAAUUAAGGGUCUCUGCAUGCUGUUUGUUAUAGAUAGGGCCACCAGGUUGUCUCCACUCUGUGACCUGCAGGGAUUUAAACGUGUAUUCAUGUAGUUCAAUGGUUGUCCUCCAGGGGUCCGCAUCGGCACUCCCAACAGCACAUUCAAAGGACUAGUUGUACAAUUGAGCUUUUAACUGAGACAUCCAUGUUACUUUCCUUCCUGACUCUCCUCAUACAAUUUAGUUCAUCUAGUAUGAGGAGAGUCAGGAAGUUAAGUAAACAUGGUUGGAAGUUUAAAUGCUACAAAAAGCAUGUCUUUGAGCCGGUGGCCCUCACUCCUGGUCAUGGAGAGCUGCAGGGUCUGCUGGCUUUCAUCGUUACUCAGAACCUUAGUAGCGCAGAACUCCAGCACUUCCCGCGACCCUGCCCAGGAAUAAACAGGUAUAGGUACUGGAUGGAUGGGUGGACAAACUGGUGGCCCUAGCUAUAGCCCUCCGGACACCUGACUGUGCUGAUGUGUGGGUGUGCUGCUGUGGUUAACCUGCGUUCCUAAUGGUGAAAGCGUCUGCCCCUACCAUUGCACAAACCUCCUUUCUUCUUCUUAUAAUAGCGCAACAGAUCAGCUUUAUUGUUGUCAGUGUUCACAACAUUGGUGCAGUUUAGCGAUUAGAUAUGUGACAGCAAAGUCAAUAAAUGUACAAAAGGUGUGUGUUUAUUGUUUUCUGUUUCGGAAAAACAAAAGACUUCAACAAAACAAAAGAGUUCAGUCCUCCGGCAGCAUCCUUGGCAUGUUUCUGAUCAGUGAUGCAACUCUUUUGAGCUCCGUCUGCAAAAUAAAAAAAAAUUGAUCCAUUUGUACAUACUGCAAGCAAUAAAAUCUUUUAAAAGCUA